Molecule: messenger RNA, 2372 nt
Organism: Rhopalosiphum padi (bird cherry-oat aphid)
Lineage: Eukaryota; Metazoa; Arthropoda; Insecta; Hemiptera; Aphididae
Product: beta-1,3-galactosyltransferase brn-like
Exons: 2
Coding region: 1128-2231 (367 amino acids)
Cellular component (GO): membrane
Molecular function (GO): UDP-glycosyltransferase activity; hexosyltransferase activity
Source: RefSeq, a predicted model, not a curated record
UUUCAAAUAAUUUAGUGAUUGCACUUUCAAUGAAAUCAUUUGUCUGUUUAUGCAAAUAAUUUAAUGGCAAAUUUAAAUUUUCUUUAGGUUCCCCUAAUGCUAACAUCUAUAACUUAUAAGAAUACACAGAUUUUUGAACAAAUUUUUUAUAAAAGAACCUACUGUGCAUAAGACAGCUGACAGAGUAUUGUUCUGUGGUAUUAUUUACUCUUUACUCUUUGCCAUAGAGGUUUUCAAACUUUUCGGCCAGGCCCCCUCUUUUGGUCAACCCCAGACCUAAGCCCCCACUUAUAAAAAUAAUUUUAAUAGUCAUGUUUAGAGUAACAAAAAGUUAAAAACAAACAACAAAUAUAGGCUAAUAUUGAUAUUAAUAUUAUGAAUUUGUUUUAAAAUAAAAUGUAUUUUUUAUAAAAGGUUUUAAGUAAUCGGCCAAUUUUAAUGUGAUGGGUGGUCUUGUUUUUAUUAUUAUUUCACACAUUUUUUCUGUCCUACCAAUGCAAUGUUGAUUUUUAAAAUUUUUUUGCGCCCCCUCCCUAUAAAGCUUUCGCGCCCCACACUUUGAGAACCUCUGCUCUAUGGCAUAAGAGCACAUGUUAUUAUCACUGUUCACUAUCACAAGAGACUGAUUAUAUAUAAAUUUGUGAUAAGAUACAACUGACCACAUUAUUAUAUGUUCAAUGUUCAUGCUACUGACCACAAAGGUAGCAAAGAAAAAUUUAAAUAAUGAUUAUAGUAAUAUAGCAUAUUAUUGCAUGGAUUAGCAAAGAUUAAAUAUUAAAUAACACUGUGCGUCUGUUCUUAAUAAAUAAAUGUGUUCUUUGUUAUGUUAUAAUGUUAAUGUUAUUUAAUCUGUACUGUAUUACUACAGAAUAGCGUCUGUUCUUAAUAAAUAAAUGUGUUCUUUGUUAUGUUAUAAUGUUAAUGUUAUUUAAUCUAUACUGUAUUACUACAGAAUAGAUGAAAUUUUAUCUAUUCUGUGCUAAGAUCAUACUCCAUGGUUCCAUACCCAGUGUUUUUAAUUUUUUUUUAACUUAACCAUAAUAUAAUAAUAUGAACUUAACUACUUUUAACUUUUAUUUUGACAAAUUAUUUAUAAAAUUUAAUCAGUAUUCAUAUAUUUAUUGAUAAUGUUGAAAAAUGUUAAUACAAUGACACAUAAUAUGGCGUACUCCAUUUACAAUUUGUUUAAAUUGAAAAAAUAUUUUAAGUAUAUUUUUAUAAUUUCACUAUGGUUACUGUAUUAUUUUGGUGUUUUUACUCAUUUUUUUGAGUUGGACUAUUAUUCUCAAUUUGAGUAUCCUUUGGAAACAAACAUAUCAAAAUGCGUAAUGAGCGCACAGUCUGGUAAUUCUGAUCAACUACCUUGUAUUAAUAUAAAUUUAUUAGAAUAUGAUUUACUGUUAUCAAAUGACACUAAAUGUAAUAUAAAUAUUCAUUUACUAAUAUUGGUUAAGUCGUCAUUAAACAAUUUUGAUAGACGGAGAACCAUUCGACGAACUUGGGGAUUUGAGAACCGAUUUUCUGAUGUACCAACUAGAACGGUUUUUGUAUUGGGAAAGUCAUAUGAUAUAGAUUUAGAGAAACGCAUUAAAGAAGAACAUGAACAGUAUGGAGAUAUUGUACAGUAUGAUUUUAUUGACGAAUACUACAAUAACACCAUCAAAACUAUGAAUGCAAUGAAAUGGGCUACAACACAUUGUAAUGAUUCAAGAUUCUAUUUUUUCUCAGAUGAUGACAUGUAUGUAUCUGUGAAAAAUGUGUUACGUUAUUUGCGAAAUCCUACUAAAUAUCCAGAAUAUUUAAGUAAAGAAGUUAAAGGGAAGCAAUCAAAGUAUAUCUUACCAUCAGAUAUAGUAUUAUUUACUGGAUACGUUUUUCAUUCUUCACCAUUGAGACAUCAAAUUAGUAAAUGGUAUGUUUCCCUUUCUGAAUAUCCAUAUCAUAUGUGGCCUCCAUACGUCACAGCUGGUGCUUAUGUGUUAUCCAAAGCAGCUUUAGUCAAAUUUUAUUAUGGAAGUUCUUAUGUAAAGCGGUUUCGAUUUGAUGACAUAUAUUUAGGGUUGUUAUCAAAAAAAUUAAAUAUAAAACCUCUGCACUGUGAACACAUAUAUUUUUAUAAGAAACAUUAUUCUAUAAGUAGUUAUAAGUAUGUUAUAGCUAGUCAUGGAUAUGGUGAUAGUGAGGAGUUACUUAAUGUUUGGUUGGAACAAAAAAGUAAUGGAAACGCAUAAGACUACUUAUUUCUAUUACCAAUUAAAAUUUAUAAAUUAUUUCUCAUGUUACUACUUAAGAUACUGAAACAAAAUAUAUAUUUUUUAAAUUUAGAUUUUAUUGUUGAAAAAAACUUAAUAAACAUUUGUAAAUUAUUUUUA